Dicentrarchus labrax (European seabass) is the source of this 3566-nucleotide messenger RNA. It is a transcript of the gene fastkd1, whose product is annotated as FAST kinase domains 1. The transcript is spliced from 16 exons. The record is from RefSeq and is a predicted model, not a curated record. Gene Ontology annotation, molecular function: RNA binding. The coding region runs from base 482 to 2968 and encodes 828 amino acids. Gene Ontology annotation, cellular component: ribonucleoprotein granule; mitochondrial matrix. NCBI's taxonomy places the organism in Eukaryota, Metazoa, Chordata, Actinopteri, Moronidae. Gene Ontology annotation, biological process: regulation of mitochondrial mRNA stability; mitochondrial RNA processing.
CUACAUUAUGUCACUGGCUACGGAAGUGAAACGCUGUAGCGCACAUGCUGCGUAAUUUUGACUUUGAAUUUAAAGACACUGUUUAAUUCGUGGUACAUAUUUAAUGUUUUAAUCUCUAUAAUCGGUAGACAUCUAGCUAUGAAUCCAACCAGCAGGGUAAAUCUGGGGUGGUAAGUCGUUUUAGGUGAUUGUUUGUCCGUACACGUGAUUACAGCGUUAGCAGACUGAGUUUAUCUGCUGGUAGCACCUUCAGGAUUAAAGGAAUCACCGAAGGGAAAGUCAGGAAAUCUCUGCAUUCAUAAAUGAGAUUACCCGUCUGAACCUGAAGCCAGCAUAUCACACUAAGGGGUCCCUAAAGUAGCACCUAACGACCUGCAGACUGUACUUUCUGCUGCCUGUGGCUUUGACAUUGAGGUGGACCCCUGUGUUGGAGUAAUGAAGACCCCCAGUGCACAUUCAAUUUGAGCUGAGGUCUGUGGGGAUGUUUCGGCUUCGGGGCGUGAGUUCCUUUCUUCGCAGGUGCCUUCACGUGGGGACAGCGAACCGGGACAAGGUUCUGGAGCAACUGCAGGUCUGCUCCGCUGAAAAGCAGCUGCUGGAACUGGUGGGCAAGAAUAGGACCAAGCUCACCAGGGACCAUGUGUGCUUGGCUAUAGGGAUGCUCUGGGACUUUCAGAGAGACAGGCUACAUUAUCAGCGGAACCUCAAGUACAUCAGUGGGCACCCAGAGUUCUUGACUCUCCGCGUUUUGGCGGAGAACAGAGUUACCAUGAUAGAUGAUGUUAUGUUGGUCGACAUGCUUUACAGUUUGAUCAGGUUGAAAUUGGAGCCACAUAAUUCUCUUAUUCAGCAGCUGAUUUCAGAAGGGUGGCGCAGAUUAGACGGAUUCUCAAUGCCAUGUCUGUCCAAGUUUGCCAUCUGUCUAACUGAUCUGCACCAUCAACAAAGCCCUCUUAUGGGCCAAAUUGUCAGUAUUCUGAGUCAGAGGUUGUCGUCUAUUGAUGACACCAGGGUCCUAACUACACUGAUGAUUAGCGUGGCACAACUUGCGUCGCCGCGGCUUCAGGAUGCCCUCAUUAUCAAGGCGGAUCAGUUUCUAGACAGUGCCUCCUCUUUCAACGACUCGCGGAGAGUGGUGCAAUUCCUGCGAAGCAUCAGGAAGGUUCACCGGCCUCUCCUGGAGAAGUGCAACAAGAUAAUCUUGCAUAACAUUCACACUAUGGGCGUAGAUGAUAUUAGCAUCAUCGCGGGGAUGUAUCUGUUCUUGCAGAUAAGCACCUUUGACUUCAAGCUGGCUAUUAAAAAAAGACUAGUUGAACUGAUUGAUUCAUGCAACGAUCCUGUCUCCUUCACCAAACUGUUUGUCUCUCUGGCUCCGAUAGCCAACGAGGAGAUGAUAGAAAGGUUGGAGAACCUUGCCUUCCUGUGGCUGGAUGACCUCAGUGUACAGCAGACUGUGGCUAUGAUUGAAACUCUAGACUCGAUUCGGUGCAAGAAUCAUGCCUUAAUCCAAAGACUUGUGUCAGCAAUCGAACCCAACCUUUUAAUCUGCAGGCCAAUUGAGGUGGCCCGACUCACCCAAUCCCUUUAUCAUUUGCAUUACAAGAACCCCGAAUUCUUCAGAAAAUUAAGACAAGUGAAAAUAAACCUUUUGGGCAGGACUGUUCUCCCCUAUGAAGUGAUCGCGAUAAUUCGUGCUCUGUCCCUGAUGCCCUCCUCACGUCUUGAAGAGGAUGUGAUCAAACGAGUGGAAGCCGUGGUGAGCCAGUGCAGUUUCACCAAUCUCAACACCGUCGCUUUUGCCAUCGGCAAGUGGGUGCGUAAAGAUGAGUCACACGGCAUCAGUGCUUGCAGCAGCUGCGUCAGUCUGCUUCAGAACAUAACCCACUGCGGGCUGAAAAAGCUGCAAGCGAUUGACCGACUGGACUUGUUGUUGGACGAAGUCAAGCUCACUUUGGGACAUUGGUUUGGGGAAACGCUUGUCGAAGAGAUGGUAGACCUACUGCACAAGAUGAUUGACCAAAUAAACUGGACCAAUUUGCCUGAAUUGGGCUUGUUCUUAACCAGGAUAAACCAUAUCUGCCCUCUGCUGAUGGAACGUAUCGCCAGUGUGGCCAUUAAAGACGUUGACAAGAUUCACCCCUCAGGAAUAUGUAACAUCAUGCUACCCUUCUCCUACAUGAAUUAUCAUUCUGUACAAGUAGACGAGAUGUUUGAUAUUUAUAUCCAGCUCAUCAUUCGCAACAUCAGUUUCUUCGACCCACACCUGCUAGUUUACAUUGUAAACUUACUCGCUGAGGCUGACUAUUUCCCUGAGCAACUAGUCAGAAAAGUCUUCAGUGUAGACUUCCUGUCAAAGCUGGAUGCCCAACUAGAAACCCUAAAUGAUAUCCUCAGCAUACGGGCCAGAACGCGGCUCAGGGACCUCAAUCGCAACGUGUGUAUCCAGUGUCCUGAUUUCCAGGUGCCCUGGUUUCAUAGCGACUUCUGCCAGGAAAUGCUAAAGAAAGACAAUAUCUUCCUCAGUCCUGUGCGACAGCAAAUCCACAGACUCCUGGCUGAAGUUCUCGGUGGCAAUGACUACAUUCAAGCAGCAGUUGUCACUCCGUAUUAUUAUACCAUAGACUUUGAAUGCAUACUGGACACAAACAUGCAGCCGCUGUCCUACAGCAAGCUUAGGACACUGCAAGGAGACAAAGUUCAGUGGGGGAAAGCAUCACCUGUGAACAUGGAGGAUAAGCUGCCGCCUGGAGCUCAGCGAGUUGCUGUGAACUUUCUUGGUCCAUGGGCCUUCACCAAAAAUGCUUCCCAUUUCCUGGGUAAAACUGCUGUGAAGAAAAGGCACCUUGAAAUUCUGGGAUAUCACGUGGUUCAUAUCCCACACUUUGAAUGGAACUCGAUGGAGCUCUCAACAAAUGACGCCUGGAAGAAAUAUCUUAAGAAGAAACUAUUCUAUUCUUCUGCUUGAAGGCGAUACUUUGAAGACUGAAAUUUGGGCAUUCUGGCUGCAUUCAGACGCAUGGCCACACAGGAGGCUCCAGCUGCAUAACGCAUCUCUUUAAUCAUGCCAGUCCACUGUUUCUUGUCAUCUUCAUACCUGGUAGGACAGUGAAAAACAUGUUACUAUAAUGUACUGUACGAGCAGAGGUAUAGGUAUUAAAAUAAGGUGAACGAGAUGACAUUGUUCGGUACCAUGUGAAUUUUACAAUAUAGUGCAACAAAAUGGACACGUACUGCCAAAUGUCAGUGAUUUCGCUUGGGGCGCACUCUUUGUUCUCAUUCUCCACCACGGCAAAGCCUCCUAUGGCGUACAGCACCCCUCCACAGCUGACCAGGUUGACUGAACUCCUCUCCUGGGGAAACUCUGUGAAGGGUGACCACCUGCAACAAGAUGCACUCAGCUGUAUUAAAACUGAUAUUUCCAAAUCCUACAAGUUUUUUUACUUAACGAACUCUUACAGAGAUUUUUUUGACUGUUUAUUUUCCACAUGGAUUUAAAGCAGUGGUUCCUAACCUGGGGGAGGGGGCCUUAAAAGACAAUAAAAGGAAUAAGAUAGAAAACUGUG